Messenger RNA from Anoplophora glabripennis (Asian longhorned beetle), 7685 nucleotides. RefSeq lists its product as uncharacterized. The record is from RefSeq and is a predicted model, not a curated record. The transcript has 6 exons. The coding region runs from base 175 to 4320 and encodes 1381 amino acids. Lineage: Eukaryota; Metazoa; Arthropoda; Insecta; Coleoptera; Cerambycidae.
CGUAUUAUAGAAAUAUUAUGGCUGUAAGUGGCGUUGAUUUUGUGUAAAUCUAAAAACUAUGCUUUAAUUUUCAUAGUUACUUGAGGAUUUUCGAGUCAUAUUAAAGUGAAUGUAUCCAUACAGUACCGUACUAUAAUUUGGAAAAGGUUUCUAAACAUAACUUUAGAGGUAAUAAUGGAGAAUCCAAAUAAAGAAACUAUUACAGAAACAGUAGUUUUUAAUCAAGAAGCAAAUCCCAAUUCGUGUACUACUGAAGUUGUUGAUAAUAGUCCUGAAAUAAUAUCCGAAAAUAUUGAACCAACUUCAAGUAAUGUUUUGACAGAUAUUAAAUUGAGUGAUGAACAACCUUCUAAUGCAGUAGCACAUAAUAACUAUCUGGAAACAAAUUCAGAAAAUGUUGAUUUUCAUAGUAAUGAAGUUAGUACAGACAAUAAUGCUGGAGACCUUGAAGUAAAUAAAAGUGAUAACACUGAGAUAAUAGCACAAACUGAAACAGUGUCGGAAACAACUACAGUCACAGAAAAAUAUGAAGAAUAUGUAUCAAUCUCGCAGCAUGAAGAAAAAGAUGGUCAGUCAACUGAGUAUGUCAGUCGGUAUGUGUUGGAAGAAAACACAGACAGUGUCUAUAUAUCUGAUGUACAGGAUGAAAAUUUGGAUUCAUCGGGACAAGUUCAUUCGGAAGCUGUUUCAUCGGAUGAAAAUCAGUUGAAUGAAGUCCCUGAUCAAGUGAUUCAACAGAAUGUAAUUGUUUCAACUGAAUCAAAUGAACAUAAAUUAAGUGAAACAAGUGUAGUAUCCGAAUAUUCUGCAGAUCAAGCAGAUGCUGAAAAUUGGCCUCAACUCGGACCUCAAUUGGAACCGGCACCUGAAAAUCAGGAUGAAAAUCAAUCAGAUAAAAAUAUUCCAAAACAUUUAAAUUUGAAAGAUAACAUUAAAUUUGUAGAUGAUGUAGAAACUCAAAACACAGUUGACAGUGAUAGGAAUGAGAAGUCGGGCCAAGAAAACCUAAUGAGUGCGAAUGAGAAUGAAAUGUUAGUAGGUGAUAUAAGUGAAAAUAUGGAAGAACCUCCUAAAGAUAGUGAGGAUAAGUGUGAGUAUAACGUUAAACAAGAGACACAUUUUACAGACAUUGAUGAUGAUGAUAGAAAUAAAGAACAAGAAAUCCGUAAUGUAAAUGACUUGAUAAAUGAGUCUUCAGCACAUGACCAGGUUAUUUGCUCUAAUGAUGAAAUUAUAGAAAAUGUCGAUAUACCCGAUGAACCUGCUGUCUCUUCAGAAAGUAUCUCUGUUGAAAGUUAUACUCUUGCUGAAGGAAUGGAAGUAACUGAAAUUCAGGACGGAGAAUAUACCAUUGUGGAAGGUCCAAGUUCGUUAGAUAUUACAGCUAAUCAGUUAGACGAGUCUGGUCAUUCAGGAGAGACUUGGGUUUUACUUUCAAAUAACGAAAAUUCUGAAGAUAGCCAAUUGGAAACAGUUGCCGACGAACAAAAUGAGAUGUAUUUAAGUGAAGUAAGAAGUGAGGCAGAGUCACGUCAAUCUGUCAAUAGUCAGACCUCGGACAUUAAACCAAGAAGGGGUCGAAAACCAACAUAUGAUAUACCGAUGCACGUUCUUGGUCACGAUAUUUCCAAACCAAUGGAAACUGUGCCUAACGGAAGGUCGUUGCCAAAGCCUCGCCUUGGCGUUAAAGUGCCAUAUCGUAAUCUGACUUCACAGAUUGUAUCGAAAGCUGAAAUAGAGAAAGAAGUUAUGGAACGUGCACGUUUAAAACAGGAACAGGUCAGUUCUAGGGCUGAUGUUAUUUUUGCAAGGAAAUUAACUCAAAGAUUGGCCAGAAAAAUAGCACCUUCACCGGACCCUCCUAAAAAACCCGUUGAAACUAGGAAAUCAAAAGAAGGCAGUGCUCAAAUUCAAAGGAAAGAAACUGAAACAGUUCCUGAAGAUAGAAGUGAAAUCGAGAACAGUCAAAGCCAGGAUAAUUCAAAGAUCCAUAAUGAUUCCGAUCUCUUAGCAAUUUUAGAAGGCGAAGGCGAAGAAAUGCCAGUUUUACCUAAAGAAGUUCCACUGCCUGUUGAAGUGGACGAUUCUAACCUAAAGAUGCUUGAGCGAGAAAUUGCCUUACAACAGUUGCAAGAGUUACCCCAUCAAGCUCCUAAGCAUAGGAUUUACAGAGGUCGUCAAAUUAAAACUGAUGGAAAAGCUCCUGUACUUAUUCCAGAAGCUUCAAUAUCAAAAUCUAAAAGUUCCAAUAAAUCUGAUGAUGGGGCAAACCAAUCACCAAUUUCAAACCAGAAAGCGAAAGAUGACCAACCUGCAAAUGUAUUGUCUGAUAAGGAAAAUGAAACUGUAAGACAAUCCGUUCCCAAAGAUGUUCCAUCUGCUUCACCACCUAAAAAAGAUCAGAGUAAUGCUGAAAUACUCUCUUCUCCUAAAAAACAACCGAUUGAAAUCGAACCACAAGUUAAAGUCAAUAUGGUACUCAAAACAUACUCCAGGAAACGGAAGACCAUCGAGUUACCAGACGCAUUGAUUGAUUCUCCGUUACCAAAAAAGACGAUGCUUGCUGAAAGUGAAAUUAAACUAGAAAAACCAGAUACCCCAGCACCUACCAAUGUUUACGUAACGAAAAGUUCAAGAGUAAUAAAAAAAAAGGUUAUUUGGGAUCCUGAUGAAACUCCAACGAGAUCCCCAAAAUCUGUAACAAAAACUGAUGUUCAGUCACCCAAAACUGUUGCAAUUAAAACUGCAAAAAUUGUCGAGAAAGUUCCCAAUUUGGAGCAGAUUCCUGAAAAAAAACCUGUAUCUGAAAAACUAGUAAAAGAAAAACUGGAGAAAAAGUCUAUUGAGAAAAUAUCUAGCAAAAAAAGGACAGCAUCUCCAAAUGAAAGAAAGGUUAUUGUAUUAAAAAGUGAUGUAUCAAAAGGUGAUAUUUCGAAAAGUGAUGUUUUAAAAGGUAAAACUCCUGUAAAGAGCAAGAAGCUUCGAUCAGAAGUGGAUAAACUACUUAUGGAUGAAGGGGCAGUAAAAAUGCUCUACGAUCUCAAAAACAAUGAGGAGUCGGUACCAAAAAAGAAAAAGGAUGUGUAUUCUGUAGAAAAAGCUCAUAAAGAAAUAAUGAAAAAGGCCAAUGAAAUAAAAAGCGAUUUACAACAAAAUACGAGUAACGAAUCACCAAAAUCAUUAAGGAAGAAAGAAAGUUUUACGCCAUCUCCUCUUAAACCAGCACAAAUUACGUACAAUACAGAAAGGAAAAUGUCGAAAGAUUCUACUCGCAGUUCACUGCACACGCCUCCAGGCUCACCGGCAUAUUCUUUCCCACACGGUCAGAGUUCCAUGUUGGUUAGGAGAAGGUCAAGCAGUUCAAUUUCUAGUAGUGAUGAAGUUGUCGAGAGUGACAUUUCAAAAACUUCAAGGAAAAAACUUACUUCAUCAGAAACCCCUAAAAUUAAAAAAAUUAAGAAAAACGAUUCAAAUGAAGAAUCACAAAAAUUGUCUGAAGUGAAAGACCCCCCAGAAAAACCUGCUUUGGUAGAAAACAAAUUAUCUUCAUAUAAAUCGUUUACUAUCAAGAGAAUAAAUAAACACAUUACUAUCGACUUGAAUUAUGUCGAUGAAAACUGCUAUUGUACAGCCCAAGUUCUGGAAGAAUUAACUACUGCUUUGAAGAAAUUUGCAAAGGAAAAAGAUUGUCACAUUGUAUCUAUAACAUCAAAUUCAAAAGCAUUUUGCUUAGGAUUGGACUACACUUCUCUAAUAUCUGAUAAAGAGGAUGUACGAAAAGAGGUUGCCACACAAUUAGCGGAAAAAGUUAGGGAAUUUCUUCUUUGCCUCUUAAAAUUCCCUAAAGUGUUGAUUGCCGGAAUACAGGGGGAAUGUGCUGGAUUGGGUGUUACCAUGCUUCCGUUAUUUGAUAUGGUUAUUGCAAGUGAUACAGCUACCUUCAGCACACCUUAUGCAAGCUUAGGUUGCGUGGCAGAGGCUGGAUUCCUACUGUCUCCACCUAUCUUCACCAAUCAUGGAUUAGCAUCUGAACUAUUGUAUAAUACACAUAAACUAACAGCUGAUGAUGUCUUCCGACGUGGUUUAGUCACGAGACUGUGUUGGCCCGAAAAGUAUAACGAAACGUUAAAACAAGUUAUGAUUUCAAUAUCAAGAGGCUCAAAACAGAGUUUAGUGGCAACUAAGAAACAAUUACGUAGGCAUCUAGUACAAACGACAGAAGCUGCUAUAAAUUCAGAGACCAAGGUAUUGGUCGAGCAUUGGAUAAGUUCGGAGUGUCAAAAGAACUUUUCCCAGAUAAACGGGGGCACAGCCGAAUAAUCGAGAAUAGUGUCAUUAUUUUGAAUCAUAAAUGUUGUGGUACAAAUGAAUUUUAUUAUAGUAAAAAGUGCAAAAUUCAAAACAGACGUUGAUCAAUCCACUGUAACAACUAAUUGGUAAUUCAAAAAAUAUUUUUUUAUAUUUUUCAUAAAGUAGCAUGUAAGUAUAUCCUAUUUUUAGGAUUUAGUUGUUCUAGAUAAAUAAUAUUAAUGUUUUAAUUUAGGAUAUUUAAAAUUAUAAGAUUUCACUGACUGUUAGUGCAGUAGAUGAACAUGGUGAUUUCCCAAAGAUUGGUGCAAUUACUAAAAUUCUUAUAUUUCGUAGUUUUUUCUAUGGUUGCUUCUGCUAGAGACCACGACUUUUUUCGUUCGUGAAAUUUUCCUGUGUAAGAAAAGCAUACAACGUAAAACGUACAUGUUAGUCUUUUGUUACAUUUAUUUUGGUAUGUUGUAUUAGAAACUUCAAAAAGGGUCAGUAAAUAUUGUAUCUUAUUUAUUCGUCUUUACGUCUAUUACGAUUAAGACUUUUUAGUAGAAACACAAUUUAUGCUUGUUAAUUUGAUUUGUUAAUUUUAUUAGUAUGAUUAAACACAAUAAUUACUUUAUGUUUGUCGUUUUAUUAUACAGGGCGGUCCAUGUUUUAAUCAGGGAACUUUACCAGGGGACGGAAUUAACUAACUCAAGCAAAAAGUUUCGUAUGAACGUCGGUCGCAAAAUGCUUAAUUAUUUGUGUUCAAAUUAAAGAAAAAUGGCACCUCUUCCAUUUUCUCCAGACGAACGGUUUUAAAUUGUGAUUUUUUAAUUUUAAAACGGAAUUAAAGAUAAAGAUUAAAUCGAAAAAGAACAGUUAAUUUGAAUUUUUUGUCAGAAAUACAAUUACCUACACACUGUAAUCCCAAAAAAUCAUUAGCUUAAAUAUACAGGGUGUUUAUUAAGUACUUGUACAAACUUUAAGGGGUGAUGCUUUGAGUGAUUCUAAGACGAAAAGUUUAUAUAAACAUAGAUCCGGUAAUGCUUCGUUUUCAAGAUGCAGGGUGACAAUCUUUUUAAAAAAAUCGUUUUUUCUUAAAAAUCUUCAUAAUCCUUUAGUCAAUUUUGUUGAAAGGAUCCCGCCAUAAUCUUAUGGAAAAUGGCUUUCAGUGAAAUCGUCUCAAUUUUUGAUAUGAGAUAGGUCUUAUCAAUCUAACUAAAAUUCCCAAUAGCCACAACCCCCCGUAACGCCUCUUUUUACUUCUAGAGGGCGCUUAACCCCGUCAGAACGAAACACUAUAUGAUGAUACGGAUUUCAGUUAAAUCGUCUGGGUUUUUGAUGUGUGAUGGGUCUCAUCAAUCUUACCAAAAUUCCCAAUUGCCUCCUUUUACCGCCAGAUUGUAUUGUCAAUACAAACAGUAUUGUAUUGACCAUUGCUAGGCGGUUGUUAGAAAAACUACAAUUUUUUUAUCAAGCUGUGCGAUUUUUUUACCGUACGUAAUAGGAAUCUUUCAUUGAUCGCAGAAGGUGUGUUUUUAAGUAUUUACAGUAGUGGUCGUAGGUAAAAUAUAUAAAAGGUUUUAAAAAGUCAGUGGCGCGCAUUUUUUUUUGUCAAAAAUAUUAGUUAAGGUGCUUCACUGGACGCUACUGGACUUAAUCAUUUUAGUUAGGGCUAAAUUAACCCCUUCCUACUGUAACUGCCAAAUUUCUACAAAAUCGGCUAGAGGAUUAUCGAGAUUUUUACGAAAAAACAAUUUUUUAAAAAAAGUUUGACACCCUGUACCUUGAAAACGAAGCAUUACCAGACCUAUGUUUAUAUAAACUUUUCGUCUUAGAAUCACUCAAAGAUUCACCCCUCGAAGUUUGUAAAAGUACUAAAUAAACAUCCUAUAUAUUUUUUUCAACUUGUAACUUUAUAAAACCGAAUUAAACAUUUCUUGCCAAUGAUAUGGUUUCUUGUUAAUUGAACACAUUGAGUUGUAUUUUAAAUAAUAUUUCUAACAAAAAAGUUUGAAAAACCUUUUCGAAAUAUGUGUAAUACAUAAUUGUAGAGCUACUUUUAAUUCAUUUACUGUUGAAAAUAAAAAAUCAAAAUUCUAAUUGGAACAAAAUAGAAAACAUUUUUUUAGAAAUGACAUACUGAAAAGUGCCGAUCGAAUUUGUAGAUGAAUCGGUAGCAUAAUUCUGAGGCUCUUAGUAAUGUGGAGCCACAAUAUCUUUGCCUGUGAUCGACAUAUUUGUAAGUCAACCCGGCGAAUUUUGACUUCUAAUUAAAUAAAUCGGUGGUCAAGUUUCGUCUGUGUAUAUCAAACAUCCUCAGAUAUUUCAGAAAAAAUUAACUAAUUUCCAAUUUCAACAUCUUGAAAAUGAAGUGAGCUGUGGCUCAUGUUCAUAUAAAACCUUUUGCUUAAAAUAAUUUGUUUUAUAUAACCCGGUGAAGUUUCACGAAUAUAACCUGAAUCACCCUGUAUAGGGUGUGUCUAAAAUGUGGUGCAAACUGAGGCAGCAGAUAGAAACAUAAUCUUAAACAAAAAGUUCUCUAUGAACGUAGAUUCAAAAAGGUUAAGUCAAAAAGCUGUAGGGAGAUAAAUGUGCUGUGACAAAAUCCCUUUUUUUUUCAAAUAUCCCUUCAAUUUUGCAGGUGUAUGUAGAUUACCUAUAAUAAUUUCUGGAGAAAUAGAUUUUGCCUCAAACACACUAGCAGAGGUGUUGGAUGCGAAUGGGGGUUUGUACAAAAAAAAAUAUUUUGUGUAAAAUAAUACAUCUCUCUGAAAAGCCAAAAGCCCGUUUGUUAGAUAUUUUUAACCAAUUUUCUCAAAAAGUGUGGAAAUUAUCUAUAUCCAACAAGAGCAAUUUUUUCUGUUCGUUCAGAAAAAUGUAUUAUUUUACCAAAAAUGCUGCGAAUAUUUUGUUUUUGAUAAAAAAAAUUCCAAAUACUUCUUGCACUUCUGGUACUGUCAGUUAUGAAAGAACAAUUACUUCGCCAUGAGAUUAAUGCAACUGUUGACAAUGAUGACUAUCUCUGUUUUUUCAGUUUGGCAUCAUAAUUUAGAAACGCUCUGUAUAUUAAUUGUAAUCGGUAAUAUAAUUCAUACGCAAAGAUUAAUAGAAAUACGUGAGGAACUUUUCAAUAAAUUACUGUGACAAAAUUUGCAAAAAUAAAAUGCAAUAUGUUUCAGUAGUACCUACGUAAUUUAUGAAAUUAUGGUUUUUCUUUCCAAAUAAGCUACAAAUUGCAUGUUUUUUUUUUUCAAUUUCUGACUAUUAUGGUUGUGUAUAUACUUGUAAAAAGAUGUUUUGAAUAAUUUCAAAAUUUGCAGUGGAAAAUGAAUAUAGUUUUGAAACUGUUGUAAAAAAAUUGUUAAAUUAGCUAUUUAGUACCAAUAAAAAUUUAG